Lactuca sativa (garden lettuce) is the source of this 1074-nucleotide messenger RNA. NCBI's taxonomy places the organism in Eukaryota, Viridiplantae, Streptophyta, Magnoliopsida, Asterales, Asteraceae. The record is from RefSeq and is a predicted model, not a curated record.
AUGGCUGAAUCCGAGGAGGAACCUGAAGAGGACCCCGAGGAGGAGUCUGAAGAGGAACCCGAGGAAGACCCCGAGGAGGAAUCCAAAGGGGAACCUGAGGUGGAAUCCGAAGGCAGACCUGCCGAGCCAGUGGUGGACCAGGAGGAGGAGGAGGAAGCCGAAGGAGGUCUCGAGGAGGAACCCAGUGAAGACGAAAAUGGUAAGAACACUAACAUUUCCGAUAAAGACUUACCAACAAUGAGAGAAACAAGAUCAAUGCAAAAGAGGAAAAAUGCGAAAGAUAAAAAAGAAACAAAAGUACCAAAGAAAAUAAAGCAUCAAAGCAGAAAAAGUCCAUCGAAAAGGAAAACUCCUGAAAAACAACAACUACAAGAUUCAGACUCUGAUUUUGAAAGUAGUCAUCCAUCGAAGAAGGCAAAAAAAAGGAGUCACCAAUCAAAAAAGACUAAAAAAAACAAUGGUAAAAGAAUUUUACUUAAUGAAAAAAACAGAUGUUCACCAGAGGCAUUACUAUCUUUAAUCCUUGGGAUGAGCAAAGAACAAAAAGAAUAUGUAAGAUCUAUGGGUUUUGGAGCUUUGUUAAAAAUGAAAAUCACGGAUAUACCACUGAAGCUGGGAUUUUAUGUUCUUCAAAAAUUUGAUUCUGAGAGAAUGGUGAUAGAUAUUGAAGGAAAGGAAUUGAAAGUAACAGCGGAGUCUGUUCAUGACAUGUUGGGCAUACCAAUUGGUGGAACCAAACUUACACAACUGGAUCAAUGGCCUAAGGAUGAUACAAAGAAGAUUAGAUAUCGAGAGACAUUUGAACAAGAAAAAGGUAGAUUUGGAGUUGGAGAAUUAAACGAAGAAUUUGUUAAUGAACAAGAUGAAGGAGAUACAUAUCUCGAAGACAGUGAUUCUGAUAAAGAUGAAGAUCAUUCUGUUGAGGCAUAUGAAUCAAAAAUAUCAAAAAUGCUUAAUAGUUUUGAGAGGAUGAAGGAAAAGCUGAAUUCAAAGCUUAAUGAUGCGAUGACAAAGUUCCCUGAAAAGGAAAGUUUUAGAAUUUUCAAAGAAAAAGAUGACAAAUAUGAUUGUUGA